AUGCACAGUCACCAACAUUUCACACGUUCCAAAACUAAAUAUAAUCAUCCUUCCAAAGAAUCCACAAUCUCAUCAUCAAUUAAUCAACUUCGUGAUUCAUUUUCGAUGGCAAGUUCUUUCACAAAAGCUGAAGAUUCAUCCCAAUCAUAUAAUGAUCAUAUACUGAAUCCUGAGCUACACUCUCAUUUUGGUACACAACAUCAAACUACGGAACCAAAAUCAUCACCAUCUCAUCAUUCCUUGAAACCAUCACCGGCACGAUUUUCGCAUGAAUCUGGUCAAUUAUUACAAAAUGAAGUUGAUCGUCUGAAAGCUGAAUUACAAAUGUUGAAAUCUUCUUCUCAACCAUUAAUCGAUCAAAUGAAUCCCUCGAAUUUUCAAUCAACCAUAUCAUGUCCAACGAAUGUUUCGACACAAUCGUCUACAAUCACUUCAACUAUUCCAUCGAUUCAAUAUGUUAUUAAUAUCGAUCCAUUACAACAAAUGAAAGAUUUUGUCAAACCAUUUUUCGGUAAUCCAGAAGAUGAUGCGUCUAAAUGGCUCGCUAGUAUUGCUCAUUUUUUUGAUAUCAUUCGUCUACCCGGUAAUAAGGAUGAAUUAUGUUUUCAAUAUGCUCCAGCAUUUUUAAAAACCUAUGCAUAUCGAUGGUGGACAGAAAAUAAAUCUUUUAUUAGCAAUUGGUCGUGUUUCAAACAAAUGUUCACCGAACAAUUCGGCGAAAAGAAUGAAUAUCUAUUGGAACAACAAAUGAAUCAACGUAAACAACAACCCAAUGAACCAGUUAUUAAAUAUUAUUAUGAUAUGAUGGAAUUAUAUGAUUAUUCUACACCGAAAGAAUUUCUACUUAAAGUUCAACAACUGGAAAAUAUAGAGAAGCUGGUGGAAUUACGUCAAAUUUCGAUUAACGCUUCAACGACAAAACAACAACACAAUGAUAAUCUGAGCUCUCGUGCACAGAUUGACUCAUCUUCUUACGUUCAUCAUCAAAAUCCAUCAUCGUCAUUUUCUUCGCAUCAUUUCUAUCAAUCAAAUGUUCAACCAGAUACAUAUGAUUCUCGUUAUUAUCGUACAUUUCCAAAUCCAGGUCGUGCUCCACAAUCAUUUUCGUCGGAUAGAAAUUUUCAAUCUUCAUCAAAUUCAACACCAUCAUCACAGUCAAAUAAACCUUCACGUACAAAGGAUAUUCAAUGUUAUCAUUGUGGGAAGUGGGGACAUAUCGCUCGUAAUUGUUAUCAAAGAAAUAAUCCGUCAUCAUUUCCAUCUGCAUCUCGUCAACAAAAAAACCAAUAA
Messenger RNA from Rotaria sp. Silwood2, 1290 nucleotides. Lineage: Eukaryota; Metazoa; Rotifera; Eurotatoria; Philodinida; Philodinidae. The record is from the annotation of a GenBank genome assembly.